Messenger RNA from Dryobates pubescens (Downy woodpecker), 570 nucleotides. RefSeq names its product vitelline membrane outer layer protein 1. The record is from RefSeq and is a predicted model, not a curated record. The coding region runs from base 1 to 570 and encodes 189 amino acids. Lineage: Eukaryota; Metazoa; Chordata; Aves; Piciformes; Picidae. The transcript is spliced from 3 exons.
AUGCAGCUGCUCAUCCCAGCCAUCCUCUGCCUGCUGGGCUCCUGUUGCUUUUGCAGCACAGAUGCACGCAAGUAUGAGUCCACUCUCAUGGUGCCCACUGGAGGACCCUGGGGCUCUUGGGGCCACCCACAAUUCUGCCCCAGCGGCUACGUCGAAGGAUUUGCACUGAAGGUGGAGGCCUACCAGGGAUUUUGGCUGUUUUAUGACGACACAGCUCUGAACGGCAUCCGCCUGAUCUGCAGUGACGGCACAGUCAUUGAGUCCUCUGUGGGACGUUGGGGAAGCUGGACCAAAGCUCAGUUCUGCUCCAGCGGCAAGCUGGUUUCCUUCUCACUGCGUGUGGAAGAGAGGCGGUACCUGCUUGAUGACACGAUGGCUAACAAUGUGAGGUUUGCCUGCUCAGAUGGGACAAACCUGGAGGGGCUGGGAAAUCUGGGAGGUCACUUUGGCCCAUGGAGCAGCAACUGCACCUCUGGGGCCAUCUGUGGGCUCCAGACAAAGGUGCAAGACCCUCAAGGAAUAUGGGAUGACACAAGUCUCAAUGACAUGAGAGUCUUCUGUUGUAAAUAG